UGCCAGCAACUUAACUUUGUUGUUGGGUAUCUUUUUCUUCAGUGUCUCUUGAAGUUCUUCCCAAAUUUCAACAGCCCCAGCAAAAUCACAGAAAUCUUUCUGCUGUUGGUCCAAGGCUAUGGAAAUAGGUUUCAGUAUAUUUUCUACAUUUUUCUUUAGUCCAGUGUUGACUACUUUGGCUGUGAUCGUUCCAUCUAUUUUGUCAUGAUUUUCUCCACAAAUUAUCAAAAUAGGCCAGUCUUAAUAAAUUGUUCAAAACACUCAACCACUGAAUUCCAUUGUACGUCUUGGGGAGAAUUAGUUUGUAUCCUCCUGCUCUCUUUGGUGAAGCUGAAAUGAAUUGGUGGUUAUAGAAGUGUUAGCAAUUUCAACUACAGUUUGCUUUAUUAUUGGAGUCAAGUCAUUAGCUGAAAGAUACACCAAAUGGCCAUUGCACCCAUGUGUUAUAAGUUUCAGGUUCCCUUCAUUAUCUUCUCAUCUUUGCUACAUUUGCAGUAUUGUCUGUGACAAAGCUAUGCACUUGACACUUGAAUGUUUGUUCAGAGCUUUUCCUGCCACUUCUUUUAGUAUUCUGCUGUAUGUGCAUUUCCUGAUGUAUCAGUUAUUUUUGUAAAACAGUCCCAUUUUCUGUUGUGUCACAAGCAUUAGUUACUAGAUCAUUGUGUACACUGCUCUCGCGAUCAGAGACUCAGAUUAACUAAUUUCCCUUCCAGUGUUUUUUGCAUGCCAUUCAGUUUCCUUCUCGAACAUGGUAUCCUGCAACCUUCCAGCAAUAUCUACUCUGCCAGGUGAUGCUUAGCCAGGUCAUAAUGAUUGAACCAUGUCAAUGAAAUGUUUAUUCUGAAAAAGGCAAAAAGGAGACUUUGUUACAUAAAAGAUGAAGAAGCUCUUUGUUAUGAUACAGAUUUUCUAUUUUGUACAUACAUUGUUUUGUAUAUACUGUAUAUGAUGACUUCGGUGGGCAGUGAACGUACCCGGGGCACUCGGGACAAAACACAGAUUUCAGUCACACCACCAACACAACCGCAGAAACAAGUAGUACAGGCAACAGCAGAACAGAUUCGCCUCGCUCAGAUGAUCUAUGAUAAGAAUGAUGCAGAUUUUGAAGAUAAAGUGAAACAACUUAUGGAAGUGACGGGGAAAAACCAGGAUGAAUGCAUAGUGGCGCUACAUGAUUGUAAUGGGGAUGUGAAUAGAGCAAUCAACAUACUGCUGGAAGGAAGCUCAGACACAACUUCAUGGGAGACUGUAGGGGGAAAGAAGAAAAGCCUUGGAAAAGAGAGUUCAGAAAACAAAGAGAACAGAGAAAAGCGAGGGGACAGAGAAGUGAGCCGUGGACGAGGAAGCUCCAACAGACGAGGAAGAGGAGGAGGCAGCCGUGGACGAGAGUUUCGAGUAGAAGAGAAUGGAGUGGACAACAGUCAAGGGGAGAGACCUUCAGAUCGUGGGAAGCGUGGCCGUGGGAGAGGGUUUGGACGUGGUCGCGGGCGAGGAGCUGGGAGAUUUUCAGCCCAAGGCAUGGGGACAUUUAACCCUGCAGACUACACGGAGACUUCUGCCACAGAUGGCUUUGGGCCAAAACCAGAAGUUUGGGAGACUGGUCAGAACGAUGCAGAUGAUGGAACUGAGCCAGCCCAGAGUGGACAUUAUCUUACUCAGGACCUGCCAAAUAAUUGUGGACUCCAAGGAGCAUGGAAGAAUUCGAUAGAAGAAUGGACAACAGAAGACUGGAAUGAAGAUCUUUCUGAAACAAAGGUCUUCACUGCAUCUUCUGUUCCAGCUGAGAACCACAUCACUCCUGGGCAAAGCAUUGACCUAGUAACGUUACUUCAGAAACCUGUGACCUCUAGCCAAGAAACAGAAGGCAUCUCUUUCGAGUCUCCCCAACAGCAGAGCUUUGGCCAAGCCCUAGUCUUCACGAAUUCCCAACACAACACCCAGAUGGCAACAGGACCAGGCAAUUCCAGUGCUGUCAACUCCUAUUCUCCUCAGAGUCUGUCUUCAGUUCUCUGUUCUGGGUUUGGAGAACUUGGAUCCUCUAAAUUAGCAAACUCCACUGGAUCGCCGCUCUUGGACCAGUUGAAGUCUCCAGGUUUGGGUCAGUUCACCUCUCCAAGCUCUCAGCAAAACAGCAGUAGCUCCACUGCCACCACCGCCACCACCACGUCAUCCUGGGAUCUAAAACCCUCUAUUAGCCAAUCCUCUGUCCUCAGUCAGUUUGACUUUAAAUCCCAGCCUGAACCAUCCCCAGUUCUCAGCCAGCUGACCCAACGACAGCAACAGCAGACACAGGCAGUCCCUGUUCCUCCUCCUGGAUUGGAGUCCUCCUCCUCCCAAGUAAAACUCGGAGAGCCAUCACCAGUAGACAGUUCUAUGGCUGCAAGCAAAAUGCUGCAGCUCCCCAGCAUGUCUAUGGAUAACCAGGCAGUGUCUGCCCAUCAAACACAGCAGAAACAGAUCAAACCACCGAAACGGAGGAUACCCCCAGCUUCUAAGAUUCCUGCCUCUGCAGUGGAAAUGCCUGGAUCGGCCGAUGUGACGGGGUUAAAUGUUCAGUUUGGAGCUCUGGAGUUUGGGUCAGAGCCUUCUCUCCCAGAGUUUGGGUCGGCCCCAAGCAAUGAGAAUAUUAGCCAGGUGCCCAGCAACAGCUUGUACUCGAAACCUGUAAAUGAUCCUUUGAAUACCUCUUUGCCAAUAUCCAAUACAGUACAGGAGUCCACCUACACAACUUCUGCCAUCACUUCUUCCAGUCUGACCUGCUCAUCCCAGAGCACUAGCCCCGUAACAACUUCUUCCUCCUAUGACCAGACUUCUGUGCAUAGCAGGAUAGCAUACCAAAGCUCCAUGGCUCCAUCGGAUUCAAUCCCUGUUGCAGUCACGAAUGGGCACAGUGCUGUUCGAACACAGCCAACUCUUGACAAGCACACGCUGCCACAACCAGAGCUGUCCCCUCUGAGUCCCUCAGCAAACCAUCAAUUCUUAAAGGGACAGGGCAUAGCUACUUCAUCAGUUCCAACGUCUAAGACAGAAACCUCUCCCUCGCUACCUACUGCGGGGUCUCUGCCUAGCACGGCGUCCUCCACUGCUUCGCUUCUGCCUUCAGCUCCACAGCACACAGCAGCGUUACCCAGCUUGCCCCAGUCCAGUGACUUGACCAGCAGCUCACUCUCCCAGUUAAGCAGUUCCCUCUCUAAUCAUCAGAGCAGCCUCUCCUCUGCUGCAGUGCUGUCUGCAAGUACCUCACAUGCGCACACCAGUGUUGAGAGCACAGCUUCACUCCAGCCCUCAACAACCUUUUCAACUGCUUCAACCUCAGCCACUAGCACCACGUCCUCGGUUGUCAGCAUGGCAAGCAGUAUGAACACUACAAACAGCCUUGGCCUGAGCGUUACCAGUGUGUCUAUGCCAGCUGCUUCUACACGGGCAGCUCCCUUAGUGUCUUCAGGCAAAGCUCCCCCCAACCUGCCCCAAGGUGUACCACCCUUGUUGCAUAACCAGUAUAUUGUGGGACCUGGAGGACUCCUGCCUGCCUACCCACAGAUCUAUGGUUAUGACGAUCUUCAGAUGCUCCAAUCCAGGCUGCCAAUGGAUUAUUAUGGAAUUACAUUCCCUGCUCCUGCAACCUUGACAGGCAGAGAUGGGAGCCUUGCUAACAACCCGUACUCAGGUGAUGUAACAAAAUUUGGCCGCGGGGAUUCUGCCUCCCCUGCUCCUGCUACCACCCUGGCUCAGCCGCAGCAGAAUCAGACGCAGACUCACCACACCACUCAGCAGCCGUUCCUAAACCCUACGUUGCCCCCAGGAUACAGCUACACGGGGUUACCAUAUUAUGCUGGCAUGCCAGGAGUACCCAGUGCAUUCCAGUAUGGGCCCACCAUGUUUGUACCUCCAGCAUCAGCCAAGCAGCAUGGCCUCAGUUUGAACACUGCUUCCACCGCGUUUCAGCAGCCAAGCGGUUAUGGACAACAUGGUUAUGGAGCAGGCUAUGAUGACUUAACGCAGGGAACGGCAGCUGGAGACUACAGCAAAGGAGGCUACAGUGGGUCAUCUCAAGCACAAAACAAAUCUGCCGGCACUGGACCUGGGAAAGGUGUUUCUGUGACCUCAAGUAACACAGGUGUGCCUGAUAUCAGUGGCUCAGUCUAUAACAAGACUCAGACGUUUGACAAGCAGGGAUUCCAUGCUAGCACACCGCCUCCUUUCAGCCUGCCAUCUGCUCUUGGAUCCACUGGGCCACUGAAUCCUGGUGCUGCCCCAGGUUAUGCUCCAGCCCCGUUCCUGCAUAUCCUGCCUGCACAUCAGCAGCCUCAUUCCCAGAUGCUGCAUCACCACCUUCAACAAGAUGGGCAGGGUGGAUCUGGCCAGCGCAAUCAGCCAAGCACCAUGCAGCAAAAGUCUCAGGCUACCAAAACCGCCUAUGGCACUUCUCCAUACUGGACAAACUAAAACCCAAACAAGGAAGGGGGGGAGGUAGGGGGAGUCUGAAAGAAGAAAAAGUCGAUGCCCAUUCCUGGAACUAUUAGGAGAAAAAGUAACUGCUCAGCCAAACGUCUGUGCGGGGAGAACUGCAGCCAGCCAUCCUUCUGUGGCGCUCGCCCGCUCCCUCUGAGUUGCUGUUGUAUGUAAUAUAUUUAUGUAUGUAUUUGUAAAUGUAAUAGAGCCUAAAUGUGGUUUCUGCAUCUUUGCAGCCUGUUUUAUUUUCUUUGUAGGGAGAAUUAAUUAUUCACUUCCAUUCUGCACCAGGGCAUCUUCCUUUAUUUGUUUUUGUUUAGCUCUAAGGGCUUUAUAAUCUGUCAAAAGACAAACUGUGCCAUUUCUGUUGAAGAAAGAGCCCAUUUAUUUAACGCAGUUCUUAAUUCAGGCAGAUGAGAAGGCCUGGUCCAAAAGACAAAUCAGGGGUUCUGUCUCCUGUGGGUUUGAUUUUUUUUUUUUUUUUUUUUCCCCCCCUUUCAGAUGUAGCCAUUACUUUUUUUUUUUUAACUGUUUUGUGGGCCCUCUCCCUUCUUUUGUCCCCUAUCUCCCUCCACCGCCGCUGGUGUGGAAGACACACUCUCGUGGACAGUUUUGUUACCGUGGCCACGAGCUGCAGCAGCAUCUUUUUAUUUCACAAUUUUUAAAUAAAUAAAUAAAAAAUUGACAGGGUUUUUUGUUUCUCUAGCAAGAGAUGUUGGAUGGCUCAGUCAGUGUGUCCUGGAACCUCCUUUGCAUCAUUAGAGGCAAAACUACGUAGCGGUUUCUUAAAUAAAAAUAUAAGCUGUC
Molecule: messenger RNA, 5259 nt
Organism: Chelonoidis abingdonii (Abingdon island giant tortoise)
Lineage: Eukaryota; Metazoa; Chordata; Testudines; Testudinidae
Source: RefSeq, a predicted model, not a curated record